This is a messenger RNA of Neogale vison (American mink), 399 nucleotides long. Its product is annotated as endogenous retrovirus group K member 21 Pro protein-like. Gene Ontology annotation, biological process: proteolysis. The transcript has a single exon. Bases 1 to 399 code for a protein of 132 amino acids. The record is from RefSeq and is a predicted model, not a curated record. Lineage: Eukaryota; Metazoa; Chordata; Mammalia; Carnivora; Mustelidae. Gene Ontology annotation, molecular function: nucleic acid binding; aspartic-type endopeptidase activity.
AUGAGCCAACAAGAGUGGCCUCAGAGAUGGCCCCUAACACAAGCAAAACAAACACUCAGGGGUUUAGGAAUCGCUCAAAGUCCUGAUCAAAGUGCAGCUACCCUUGAGUGGGAGGAUGACGAAGGACAUAGGGGAACUUUUCAGCCCUAUGUCUGCAAUAUUCCUAUUUCCCUCUGGGGACAAGAUGUUUUGGAACAGAUGAGCAUCCGCCUGACAACUGAAACUAUAUACAGCCCCCAAUCAAUAGCUACAGGUAUACCCUACAAUCCACAAGGUCAAGGAAUAAUUGAACGCGCCAAUGGCACCUUCAAACGAUGCUUACAAAAAAUAAGAAAAGGGGGAAUAGGGGAUGACUACAAGUCACCCCGUGAUCUUACAUCUCUCACCCUUUACAUUUAA